AUGGCGUCGCUGUUUCCGCCCCCUGGUCCUGGAUUACCAUCCUUUCGUACAAUGCUUUUCAAGGGACCCUAUCAUGCUUCUGCGCCCAUCCAUUUGAUGCUCUCGCAUGUAGCAUCCAAUCCCAAAAGCAAGGCUCUUAUGCUGAGUCCUUCCCGACAAUCUCUCGCACUGGCCUUGGUUGACUUCAACGACGAGUGGCUGAACACUCACGGAGCUGAUGGUGCAACUUGCGAUGCUUCUUCUCGGGUCAAUAUCUUAUAUCCGCCAACGCGGGCCCAUUAUACCCUCCUUCUUUCCAUGUUACAUACCCAUCAAGGUACCUUCCACCAUCCUAAGACCACGCUGCCCAUCAGCCCAUCUCUGCUCAUACUUCAUGAGAUAUCUGCACUUGGUAUCAUCGACCAACCUGAGGCAACACUUGCAUCUUACUUAUCACUGAUUUCUCAUGCUCUGACUGCCGUCAAUCAUCUCGCGGUACAAUCAUCUAUUGGGGUAGCCUUGGCAGUCUUUGAUUCGGGAUUGGAAAAUCUCAAAUUGCCUGUUCUCCGGCCAAUAUCUCCAGGGCCUGGAGAUCAGUCUCAGCCAGCCACUCUGCGCAAAGAAUCUAUAGCCAUGUGUGUGGAAAAAUAUUUUGAAUGGACUGGAACAGCAGAACGUAAGCACCUACCACUUUUGAGAGAUUCUGUAACACUCUCGAUAGAGCACACCAUAGUUCUCGGACAUUCUAACUCAUCGCCAACAGAAGCUCACGCGAAUGCAGUGAACGAAGGUAAAAAUAUGCGCAUGGUCUUUCGGCGCGAGCAAGAUUCUCCUCCUUCUGAGAUAAUCUGGACAUGGGUUCUGAGGAUGCGGCCAGCUCAUGUUGGUGACGAUAAGCCAGGGGGAAAGUAUUUCGAGUGGAUAUUGUAA
Molecule: messenger RNA, 909 nt
Organism: Fibroporia radiculosa
Lineage: Eukaryota; Fungi; Basidiomycota; Agaricomycetes; Polyporales; Fibroporiaceae
Exons: 4
Coding region: 1-909 (302 amino acids)
Source: RefSeq, a predicted model, not a curated record